AUGGUCGACUUCAUGUCACCGAGUGGACCUCCGACCGGCGCAACCAUAACCACCUUUCGAGUCGCGGCGGACGGCGGCAUGUCUGACGGAGGGUCAUCAGCACCAAAGUCGCGCAUGGGUGGCGCUGCGAUGCCUCCCGCGACCGGCGCACAGCCAAGUGGGCCAAGCAUCAUUCCCUUGAGCGCACGCAAGGCAGCGCCGCUGGACCUGGCGACUGUCGAGCGCAGGGGGCACAAUGCGCCGAACAACCUACCGCCCAAGCCCCAGCGCAUGUUUGGCCUGCAGGAAGCCCCUACCUACAGGCCGACUGCUGAGCAGUUCAAAGACCCGGUCGCGUACAUGCAGAGUAUACGAGAGGAGGCGCAACAGUACGGCAUCGUCAAGAUUGUGCCACCGGACACAUGGAACCCGUCGUUUGCUGUCGACACGGAACGCUUCCACUUUCGCACGCGACGACAGGAGUUGAAUUCUGUCGAGGGUGGAACACGUGCCAACUUGAACUACCUCGACCAGCUGUCCAAAUUCCACAAGCAACACGGCCACAGUCUGACCCGUUUUCCUAGCGUCGACAAGCGCCCACUCGAUCUGUACAAGCUGAAGAAGGCCGUUGAAACUAGAGGUGGCUUCGAGCGUGUCUGCAAGCAGAAAAAGUGGGCUGAGAUUGGCCGCGAUCUUGGCUACAGUGGCAAGAUCAUGUCUUCGCUCUCUACAUCACUGAAGAACUCGUACCAGAAAUGGCUGCAUCCAUAUGAAGAAUAUUUGCACGUCGCAAAGCCUGGCGUGCAGCAAAUGCUCGAGCACGAACACGGCGGGCCCUUCACACCAUCGCCUGCACACUCCCCACUGAAGAAGCCGGCGCAGGGUACACCUACAACGAACACCCUUGAGUCGCCUGCAAUAAAGGCCUCAGCGGCGCUGAACGCAUCACUGCAUGUUGACGCUGUGCCCACGCCACCUGAGCUACCGCGACCAGCAGUCUCUUCGGGUUUUACUGCUGUCAACUCAGGAGGCUUCACACCAGUCAACGGAAGUACAGCGCCAGCUCCCUCGGCAACGCCAGCAACGAACUCCUUCUCCGCGGUCAAUACCCCGAGCGGACCGCAAAGGGACUUCAUUGACUCACGAACAUCAACACCGCUGCGCAAUGGCGACAGUCCCAUGCUUUCAGCCUAUAACACACCGGAUCUGAGGCCAACCGCACAUGGCCUGACACCGUUGUCGAAUUCUCACGCCUUCAACCAACUAAAGCGUACGCUGUCUCAGGAUGGAGAGAGCAGCAUGAACGAGGACGGCGACGAAGCAAACGGCCGUCGCAGCAAGCGACUGCGAAAAGAUGCGCCCACCGUUGCUGGCUCGCACAUGACGCAGCCUCGCCAGUCUACACCGGGUAACACCAACCCACGCGUGCGGCCUACGAACGAUCGUCCAGGAGAACGUUGCGAGAGCUGCGGUACCGACAACGACCCAACCAACAUUCUGCUGUGUGAUAGCUGCGACAACGGAUACCAUGGCUACUGUCUUGAUCCGCCAAUUCGUGGCGUUCCUGCGUACGAUUGGCACUGUCCACGUUGUCUUGUUGGAACAGGCGAGUUUGGCUUUGAGGAAGGCGGUAUUUACUCGCUGAAGCAGUUCCAAGAGCGGGCGCAGAGCUUCAAGCAAGCCCACUUUGCCGGCAAAACCCUCUCCGAUCCCGUCACGAACGCACAACAGCAGCCAACAGAGGACGACAUCGAGAAGGAAUUUUGGCGGCUAGUCGAGAACCUGACAGAGACUGUCGAGGUUGAGUAUGGAGCGGAUGUACACACGACGACACACGGCAGUGGUUUCCCGACCAUUGAACGCAAUCCAAGAGAUCCGUACUCGACCGAUCCAUGGAACCUGAACAUCUUACCCUACGCACCGGACUCACUCUUCAGACACAUCAAGUCCGACAUCUCGGGAAUGACGGUGCCAUGGCUCUACGUUGGCAUGGUGUUCUCUACCUUUUGCUGGCACGCCGAGGAUCAUUAUACAUACUCGGCGAAUUACCAACAUUUCGGCGCUACAAAGACCUGGUACGGCAUUCCAGCCGAAGAUGUGGGCAAGUUUGAACAGGCCAUGCGUGAGGCCGUGCCAGAGCUUUUCGAGACACAACCAGAUCUUCUGUUCCAGCUGGUAACCCUCUUGACGCCUGAGCAACUAAAGAAGGCUGGCGUUCGGGUUUACGCACUCGAUCAGCGUGCGGGAGAGUUUGUCAUUACCUUCCCGCAAGCCUACCAUGCCGGCUUCAACCAUGGCUUCAACUUCAACGAGGCUGUCAAUUUUGCCCCGAGCGAUUGGGAGCCAUUCGGAGAACACGGGGUUCUUCGCCUUCAGGAAUACAGACGGCAGCCUUGUUUCUCGCAUGACGAACUACUCUUGGCAGCAGCUACGCGAAAGGACAUAACAAUUAAAACGGCGAAGUGGUUAGGUCCGGCUCUCGAACGAAUGCGCAUCCGCGAAGGCCGCAUACGCACAGCAUUUCUGGAAGCACACAAGACGUCGCGUCCGCACACCUGCAGACUGGACGGUAGUGAAGGUCCUGGCGAACACAAGCUAGCUCAGUGUCAGCUUGAAUUCGUUGUGGAUGACUCCGACAUGCUUGAAGAAGAGUUGAUCUGCGCUUUCUGCAAAACAUACAGUUACCUGUCUCGGUUCUAUUGCCGCAGCACCAAGAAAGUGCUGUGUCUUCAGCACGCUGGGCUGUUUGAAUGCUGUCCAGGCAGUCUCGUGGACAAGCGCUACCAGGGAGAUGGGGGCGAACAUGUUCUCAUUCACCGCAUGACCGACGAUGCUAUUAUGUCUGUUGCGCAGAAAGUUGCAGACAAAGCAAGCCUACCGGAGGCCUGGGAGGCCAAACUGGAAGCUCUAAUGGCGGAAGGACCUCAGCCCCAGUUGAAAGUUCUUCGCACUCUGCUGAAUGAGGGCGAGAAGAUCGACUGGGAGCUGCCUGGGUUGCCAGAUCUCAAAGAUUUUGUCGAAAAGUGCACUGAGGUUGCGGAAGAAGCCAUUGCCUACAUCACGCGAAAACAACAAGCCCGCCAGAAGAAUGUGCGGACAGGUAGGGUCAGGGGGGCCAACAAGGCAACUGAGGCUGAAGACAAGGACCGUGAAUAUCGCAGCAUGGAGAAUAUCCAGAAGCUUCUCACAAAAGCCAAGGGCCUUGGUUUCGAUUGCCCAGAAAUCACUGCACUUCGCGAGCGUGCGCAAAGCAUUGCAGAGUUCCAGGAUAAAGCACGCAUAGCCCUCCGCGACCGCCCAUCACAGCAGAGUAUCACUCGUCUAGACGAGCUUCUCGAAGAAGGCAAGUCGUUCAGCGUGGAUGUGCCGGAGUUGGAGUCGCUGGAGAAGGUUGUCCAGCAACUCAAGUGGCUGCGAGAAAGCGAUGAGUUCAAGUACAAGCCCGCCACGACUCUACAAGAGGUUGGGGAGCUCAUCGCUCGCGGUGUCGAACUGAGUAUUCCCGAGAACCAUCCCGAGAUACAGUUUUUGCAGAGCAAAAAAGAGCAAGGAGAGUUUUGGGAGACCAAAGCCAAAGAACUCAUGGCCGUCGAAAAUGUUCAUUACCAGCAGCUGGACGCCCUGUCCAAGCAAGCUGCUAGUCUGCCUGUCACACCGGAAACUCGAGCUGCAGUGGAUGCGAUCUUGAAGAAGCAACGCGAUGCGCAGGACCUCAUCAUGUCGCUCUUCGAACGAAGCAAGAACCCCGACUUCCGUCAACGACCGAUGUACAUGGAUGUGCGCACUGCGAUGGAGCAGCUGAACGCCCUCAACAGCAAGCCAGCAGGUACGAUUGAUCUUGAGAAAGAGCAAAAGCGACACGAAGAUUGGAUGCGUCGGGGCAAGAAGCUCUUUGGCAAGGCGAACGCACCCCUUCACAUCCUUCAUGCACAUAUGAAAUCGGUGGAUGAGCGCAACCGGUCAUGCUUCGAUCUGUCUGACCAGCCGCGCAUGCCUGUGGAGCCUGCUUCACGUGAGGCCAGUCCUGUGGAUGGGGAAGAAGUGGACGGCUCUGGUUCUAGCCGCGAUGUUUUCUGCAUUUGCCGAAGGCCUGAAGCUGGUAUGAUGAUAGAGUGUGAACUCUGUCAUGAAUGGUACCAUGGCAAGUGUCUCAAGAUUGCACGUGGCAAGGUGAAGGAAGACGACAAGUACACAUGUCCCAUCUGUGACUACCGUGUCAAGAUCCCCCGCGAUGCCACACGACCCAAGCUCGAAGACCUGCUGGUCUGGCAAGAUGAGCUACCCAACCUGCCAUUCCAGCCGGAAGAGGAGGAAACUCUGGAUUCCAUCAUCGACCACGGUUCCAAGUUCCGUGACUACGUUCAGCAGUACAUCAACCCGUUGAUGUCAAGUCCCGACGAACUUACCACUCAACGCUUCUACCUGCGCAAGCUUGAGGGUGCCGAUAUCCUUCUUUCCAACGAGAUCAACUUUUUCCGCCAGGAACUGCACAAAUGGGCUCCUGUUGCACCUACAGCGCCACCCAUCCUACAGGUCUCCUUGUCCACUCGCAAGCCUCGACCGACGAAGCAGCAGAAGCUCAUGAAUCAGCUCGGCAUCUCCAACCCAGACGAUCUGCCACCACACCUGCGGACAAAGACGCAUCAGUUCAAGCGCAAAGAGGGGGAGGUGGGCAAGCCUGAGGGUCUGAACGCUAACCCAGAUCCCUCGCACACGCCCCCGGGUGAACCUCGCCGUGAGUCAGGCGAGAACGAGUACUUCAACUCGAACUCGGCAUCUGCUUACAACAACUCGCCUACCUUUGCUACCAAUGCGCCGCUGAACUUUGGUGGUAGCUCUUCCAUUGCGGCGCUGGACCCAGGUCUCUUUGAAAGCUCGGCACAGGUACCGACGAGUCCGAUGCAGGACCUGUUCAAGAGCUCUGGCAACGGACAAGAGCUGUUCGGCGAAGCGAUGGAGAUGGGUGGUGGCCAGGCGGAAGAAGCCUUGGCUGUCACAGAGGGGAACAGCUACCUGGAUUAG
Ascochyta rabiei is the source of this 5001-nucleotide messenger RNA. RefSeq lists its product as uncharacterized. Gene Ontology annotation, biological process: chromatin remodeling. Gene Ontology annotation, cellular component: nucleus. Gene Ontology annotation, molecular function: histone demethylase activity; DNA binding. The record is from RefSeq and is a predicted model, not a curated record. NCBI's taxonomy places the organism in Eukaryota, Fungi, Ascomycota, Dothideomycetes, Pleosporales, Didymellaceae. The transcript has 4 exons. The coding region runs from base 1 to 5001 and encodes 1666 amino acids.